Messenger RNA from Chenopodium quinoa (quinoa), 1308 nucleotides. RefSeq names its product eukaryotic translation initiation factor 3 subunit G-like. Gene Ontology annotation, cellular component: cytoplasm; eukaryotic translation initiation factor 3 complex. Gene Ontology annotation, molecular function: RNA binding; translation initiation factor activity. The record is from RefSeq and is a predicted model, not a curated record. NCBI's taxonomy places the organism in Eukaryota, Viridiplantae, Streptophyta, Magnoliopsida, Caryophyllales, Amaranthaceae. The transcript has 2 exons. The coding region runs from base 253 to 1101 and encodes 282 amino acids.
UUGCUCGCGAGCUGCCCAACUCAAUCAGCACCCCUAGUUAUAUGCCUAUAACAUGAGAGUUUUAAUCUUCCUAUGUACUGAGUAUUUGAGUAAGACCGUAAACUAAACAUCCACUUUGUAAAAAAAACGAACCCUUUAAAAAAAAAAAUCUUCUUUCUCAUCUCUACCGCUAUUUCUCUCUCCUCAAACAAACAAAACCCUAAUUUUAUUUUCUAUCUUCACCCUAAUUUUCUCUCUCUUCAAAUAACAAAGAUGCAGCAGACCAAGCUUCGAUGGGGCGAGGUAGACGAAGACGAAGAUCUGGAUUUCUUGCUGUUACCUCCAAAGCAAGUAAUUGGUCCAGAUGAUAAUGGCGUAAAAAAGGUGAUUGAGUAUAAAUUUAACGACGAAGGUAACAAGGUUAAGGUUACCACCACAACUAGGGUGCGUAAGCUUGCUAAAGCUCAUCUUAGCAAGAAGGCAAUUGAACGUCGUUCUUGGCCUAAAUUUGGUGAUGCUGUUCAUGAAGAAGUCGGCGCUCGUCUUACUAUGGUUUCUACUGAAGAAAUCGGCCUUGAACGACCUGCUCCUCCUGGGGCCAAUAAAGAAGAAACAAAAGCUGCAUCUGAUAACCCAUUCGGCAAAGGUGCUGUCCUCAUGCUUUGUAGGACCUGUGGUAAGAGAGGUGACCACUGGACUUCAAGGUGUCCUUACAAGGAUCUUGCACAACCUCCUGAAACCUUCGUUGAUAAGCCUCCCACAGAUGGACCGGCAGCUGCUUCUACAACUGGCUCCAAGGGAGCAUAUGUUCCUCCAAGUUUGAGAGCAGGUGCUGAGAGAACUGUCACUGACAUGAGGCGCCGAAAUGAAGAGAACUCUGUUCGUGUUACCAAUCUCUCUGAGGAUACCAGGGAGGCUGAUCUCCAUGAGCUCUUCAGGACAUUUGGUCAGAUCACCAGAGUUUAUGUUGCGAUCGACCAGAAGACUGGGUUGAGCAGAGGAUUUGGGUUCGUGAACUUUGCGAACCGAGAAGAUGCUGAGCGGGCCAUCAAUAAGCUCAAUGGAUAUGGUUAUGAUAAUCUCAUUCUUCGAGUUGAAUGGGCUACUCCAAGGGCAAACUAGAAUAUGACAAUGGGUUUUUUUUUCCUCCUGUGACCAAUCAAUUUUUGAUAUUCCUGUUUUACAAUCGGACUAGGCUGAUAAAUCUUUAUGCUCUCUGAGAUGAUUUCAACAUACUAGUUUGAUAUGUUUGAGAUGAUUUUAAUUUGAAGUUUAAUUAUUUAAUCUUCUAAGGUAAAUUGAAUCAAGAAGGGAAGUUUAAUUAUUUAA